AUGACUGAAUCAAUGCUGAAAGAAGAUUCCCUUUCAAGGAUCCAGAGGGAGAUAUAUGAAGUGACCGAAAGGGAGCGCGAAUUCAAAGAAGGUCAUUUCAGAAUCAACAGACUCUUUUCGGAAUCAACAAUCGAUGUUACAAAGCAAAAUGGGCACGUUAAUGAAGACGCAGAUCCGCAGAGGACUCUCAACAGGGCAGUUUCAACGUCACACCUCCUCGGCCCGAUCGGUCCCACCACGCCUGCGACUCCGACAACUUUGAACACCAAUGGUUACACGCGCAGGUUCACACCCCAAAAUGGCACCAAAGGCAUCAUGCAAAGGUUUAUUGCCAACAAGGGAAAGUUGCCAGCCUCUCCGGCUUCCGCGACGACUCCCACAGCAAUCGCUCCACAACUUAUAUUCCCACCUACCGCCAUAACGCCCGUGGUGGCUCCGGCUGUGAUCACGCGCACGUCGGAGGGCAAGCCCGUUCGCAAAGGCUUCGUUCCCGUAGAAGAGAAAAUUCAAAAAGAAUUGAGAGAAAUGAAGGAUAGAGAACAUGAAUUAAAGAAAAUGAGAAAAAAGCAGAAACCGUUCGACAUAGACUUGAGUGACAUCGAGAUGACUUCGGAAUCCGAUGAAGAAGAUAUACCCCUGCCUGGAAAACUUAAAGCUACAAAAUCCAUUGGCGAACUAUACGAGGCGCUUAACGAGGAACUGAGGUCACCGUCGCCCAGAAAUAGUUCGGGUCAGGAGUCUUUGGGCAGUUUGAAGCCGGCGAAGUCCCUGGCGGAGCUGUGCGAGCUGUCUCCCGGGCAGGAGUUCCUGGCGCCUAGCUCCACGCGCCUCAUAGCGCAGUGGGAGUCGAUAAUACAACAGAAGCAGGAAGCCGGGGCAGCCUAG
This is a messenger RNA of Pararge aegeria (speckled wood butterfly), 885 nucleotides long. RefSeq lists its product as uncharacterized. The record is from RefSeq and is a predicted model, not a curated record. Lineage: Eukaryota; Metazoa; Arthropoda; Insecta; Lepidoptera; Nymphalidae. The transcript has 2 exons. The coding region runs from base 1 to 885 and encodes 294 amino acids.